CUGAAUUUCAUUCGCAUCUACGUAUCUCGCUUGCUAUUUAAAGAGACCUGUACGUCUUUUUAACAUACGUACUGAACAGACCAUUCAUAACGUAGGCACGGGCGGAGGCCUGAGAAGGGUUUCGGAGGAUGAGAAGAGGCCGCAUCGGCAUCCGCAUGUCUCACCUGAGAUUUCGCCCUUUUGGAGUAAUUCCAGUCAAGCUCUUUUCGCCACAGGCCACAGGCCACAGGCGGCCACAAGCCACAGGGCUACCAGGAAGAGGUGAGCCGGCCGCAUCCACCAGCCCCCCGGUGCAGUCACUUUCUCCUCUGGGAUACCAGGGUGCGGGGGUGCAGCAGUGGACGAGUGGACGAGCGGCAGCCUCUCAAUUGCCCUAUCAUUACGUAAUAGCCAUUCGAUGUCGCUCACGCGUCGCCAGAUGAUGAUGACUCCUCUGUUCAGUUGUUGCUCUCUCUCCAAAAGCACACGAUGCAAGUCGACCCCACGCCCUCCAGCGCGGCCUCCCCCGCCCAGUACCUCGACGCCCAGAUCGCAAAGUCCAAGCCAGAGCUCAAGCCCUGGUGGACAAAGAUCAAGGACCAGUAUGAGCGCAAACUGUGGCAUAAUCUCACAGUCACCCUCACCCAAUUCGUCUUCUUGCCGGGCACCGGCGAGUAUCAGAUUGAGCUCUUCGACAACUUCAUCACCACCAUCGAAAGCAAGAUCAAUGCUCUCAAGCUGAUCGAGAUCUCUCGCCGAGUCGGCCGUGAAUACUCUGAACCCGACCGCACCCUCGCCUUCCUCCAAUCCGUCCACUCCCGCCUCACUUCCCCAUACCCCAUUCCCGCCACAGAAGAUACCCCCGAAUCCCCCGCUCCCCCCGCCCCGGCCGCUUCAGCCUACGCCCUCUCCCUCUCCUCCAUCGCCUACGCCCAGCUGCUCCUCGGCGACCUCCCCGCCUGUAAAGCGUCUUUGGACGAGUGUGAAAAGCUCUUGGGCGAGCAGGAUAGUGUGGAGCCGGCGGUCAAUGCGGGGUACUAUGGUGUGGCGGGUGAUUACUACAAGGUGAAGGCGGAUUAUGCGCCUUAUUACAAGAAUGCUUUGCUGUAUCUUGCUUGCGUGGAUGUCGAGAAGGAGUUGAGCGAAGAGGACAGAAAGUCGAGGGCCCAUGAUCUCUGUGUGGCUGCACUGUUGGGCGAAACCAUCUACAACUUUGGUGAACUGUUGCAACACCCCAUCCUCCACUCCCUCACCAACACUGAAUUCGAUUGGAUCAAAUCUCUCAUUUCCGCAUUCAACGCCGGCGAGAUCGGUAAAUUCGAAUCUCUCGCCACCUACCUCCCCAACGAGCCCAUCCUCGAAUCCUCCAUGUCCUUCCUGAGGCAAAAGAUCUGUCUCAUGGCGUUGAUCCAGACUGUAUUCGAAAGGCCGAGGGAUGGUAGUAAGCGGGAGAUGAGUUUCCAGAGUAUUGGGGAGGCGACGAGGCUGCCGGUGCAUGAGGUGGAACACUUGUUGAUGAAGGCCUUGUCACUCAACCUUAUCCGAGGCUCUUUAGACCAGGUCGACGGUACCGCCGACAUCACCUGGGUCCAGCCCCGUGUCCUGGAAGGCAAGCAGCUCGACAUCCUCGGGGAACAGUUUAGAGUUUGGUCGGAGAGUGUGGGUAAGACUACGAAGAGGGUGGAGGAGCAGGCCAAGGCGGCCAAGACUGCUGUGGCAGUGCAGUAGAUUGCAUUUUUGGAUACAAGAGAUGUAAAGUAUGAACAUUGACUCGUGGCAAUGCAAAUCAUCUGCCU
Molecule: messenger RNA, 1775 nt
Organism: Cryptococcus amylolentus CBS 6039
Lineage: Eukaryota; Fungi; Basidiomycota; Tremellomycetes; Tremellales; Cryptococcaceae
Exons: 7
Coding region: 469-1707 (412 amino acids)
Biological process (GO): ubiquitin-dependent protein catabolic process
Cellular component (GO): nucleus; proteasome regulatory particle, lid subcomplex; cytosol
Molecular function (GO): structural molecule activity
Source: RefSeq, a predicted model, not a curated record